AUGCGCGCGGAGCUCGAGCGCGCGAGGGACGGCGGCGCGAUCGCGACGCUCAUGGGGCAGAGGAUGCGGCUCCCGGCGUGGGCGAAGACGGACGAGCUCCUCGCGGCGGUGGCGAGCCACCAGGUGACCAUCGUCGCCGGCGAGACAGGAUGCGGGAAAACGACGCAGCUCCCGCAGUUCAUCUUAGACGACGCGAUCGCGCGCGGGGACGGCGCGAGGUGCAACUUGAUAUGCACGCAGCCGAGGCGGAUCUCCGCGACGUCGGUCGCGGCGCGCGUCGCCGCGGAGCGCGGCGAGAGCGUCGGGAAGACGGUGGGGUACAAAAUCCGCCUGGAAUCCGUCGCGUCGUCGUCGACGCGGAUACUGUUCGUCACCACCGGCGUCCUCCUCAGACGGCUCGCGGAGGACCCGCUCCUCGCGGGGGUGUCCCACGUCGUCGUGGACGAGGUCCACGAGCGGUCGCUGGAUUCGGAUUUCUUGUUGGUGCUCCUGAGGGACGUGCUCCCGCAUCGACCGACGUUGCGGGUCGUCCUGAUGAGCGCGACGCUCAACGCGGGGGCUUUCAGCGCCUACUUCAAAGGCGCCGCCGUCGCGCAGAUCCCGGGGUUUACCUACCCCGUUCAGGAGCACUAUCUGGAGGACAUCGUUCAGGUCACCGGGUAUUCGCCGAACCCCGGGUCGGACGUGUGCAAGCGCGGCGGCAAGGGCUCGGGCGGCGGCGGCGGCAUGCUCGACCAGUCGGUCAUAAACUACGACCUCGGCUUGAAACUUCUGGAGCACAUCUGCGCGAACGAAGCCGCGGGGGCGAUCUUGGUUUUCAUGCCCGGCCUGGCGGAGAUCUCCAAGCUGCACGACGCGUGCGUUUCGUCGCCGGUGGUCUCGAAAGCGUGCGGGCACGGGAAGUAUUUAAUCGCGCUUCACAGCACUCUGUCCACCGCGGAACAGAAAGUCGUGUUCGAGCACCCGCCGGGGGACUACCGCAAGAUCGUCAUCGCGACGAACAUCGCGGAGACGUCGAUCACGAUCGACGACGUCGUGUACGUCCUGGACUUUGGCAAGUGCAAAGAAAACGGGUACGAUCCGAACACGCGGAUGCAGAUGUUGUUAGAGCAGUGGGUCUCCCGCGCGUCCGCGAAGCAGCGCCGCGGGCGCGCCGGGCGCGUCAGAGCCGGGCGAUGCUUCCGGAUGUACACGCGCUUCGUGCACGAGCGCGUGUUCGCGGAGCACACGAUGCCGGAGAUUAAGCGCGUGCCGUUGGAGGGGCUGUGUCUGCAGAUUCAGUUGCAGCGCAUGUCCGGCGGCAUCGCGGGGUUCCUCGGGAAGGCGUUGGAGCCUCCGAAGGAGGACUCGAUCGCGUCCGCGAUAAAGACCCUGCGUCAGAUCGGCGCGCUGGACGACAAGGAGAAUCUCACGCCGCUCGGGCAGCACCUCGCGGCGCUCCCCGUGGACGUGCGCGUCGGGAAGAUGUUACUCUACGGCGCCGUCCUCGGGUGCCUGUCGCCGGUGUUGACCAUCGCCGCCGUGCUCGGCGGUCGGAGCCCGUUCGUCGCGCCGUUGGAGAAACGCGACGAGGCGGACGCGGCGAAGCGGGCGUUCGCGGAGGAUCAGAGCGAUCACCUCGCGACGUUGAACGCGUACAACGCGUGGGUGGACGCGAAGAGCUUAGGGAAAGCCGCGGAGAUGGCGUUCACGCGGGAUAACUUUUUGUCGUUUCGAACGCUCGAGGGCGUCGCGGACCUGCGGAAUCAGUUCUCGCAGCUCCUGCACGAGGCGGGGUUCUUAGGCGGCGGCGGGGGGGGAGGGAGCGGCGUACCGGCGCCGCGGCAGCUGGCCGCGGGCGCCGCUCCGUUCGCGCCGGGCGCGGCGGCGGCGGCGCCGCCGCCGCCCCCCCGUCGCGGCGGCGGCGGCGGCGGCGGCCGGUCCUGGGGCCGCCGCGGCCCUCCGCCGGACGACCCGGUCUGGAUCAACGCGAACCGAAACGCGUCCAACACGCGCCUCGUCAAGGCUGUCCUCGUCGCGGGUCUGUACCCGAACCUCAUACGCGUCGACCCGUCGUCGAAGCCGUCGGCGCCGCCGCGGCUGUUUUAUCUCAGCGAGCUCGGCAAGGACGAGACGCUUCAGGUGCACCCUUCGAGCGUCAACCACGGCGCGAAGAAGUUCUCCGCGCGGUGGAUGGUGUACCACGAGCGCGUGCAGACGACGAGCGUGUUCGUCCGCGACUGCAGCACGGUGACGCCGUAUCAGCUGUUGUUAUUCGGAGGGAAGGUGGAAGUGCAGCACGCACAAGGGACGCUGUCGCUCGAUCGGUGGGCGACGUUUAAGGCGCCGCCGAGGGUGGGGGUGCUUUUGAAGGAAAUUCGAGCGCGGUUGGAUAAGGUCCUGAGGGAUAAGAUCGAGAACUCGCACGAGGACGUCCAGGCCACGGGCGGGCCGCUCGUGGAGGCGAUCUUGCAGCUGCUGAACACGGAGCCCAUGACGGCGGCGCCGUCGUGAGUCGCACGAGUAGAGCGGAGAGUGAGAAUAUCCCGCGUGAUUUUACGUAUCUGACACUCUGC
Micromonas pusilla CCMP1545 is the source of this 2555-nucleotide messenger RNA. RefSeq lists its product as uncharacterized. Bases 1 to 2493 code for a protein of 830 amino acids. The record is from RefSeq and is a predicted model, not a curated record. NCBI's taxonomy places the organism in Eukaryota, Viridiplantae, Chlorophyta, Mamiellophyceae, Mamiellales, Mamiellaceae. The transcript is spliced from 3 exons. Gene Ontology annotation, cellular component: intracellular anatomical structure. Gene Ontology annotation, molecular function: helicase activity; ATP binding; RNA binding.